Betta splendens (Siamese fighting fish) is the source of this 3085-nucleotide messenger RNA. Its product is annotated as phosphatidylinositol 3,4,5-trisphosphate 3-phosphatase and dual-specificity protein phosphatase PTEN-like. Gene Ontology annotation, cellular component: plasma membrane; nucleus; cell projection. The record is from RefSeq and is a predicted model, not a curated record. Gene Ontology annotation, biological process: protein dephosphorylation; negative regulation of cell population proliferation; regulation of phosphatidylinositol 3-kinase/protein kinase B signal transduction. The transcript is spliced from 10 exons. The coding region runs from base 924 to 2306 and encodes 460 amino acids. NCBI's taxonomy places the organism in Eukaryota, Metazoa, Chordata, Actinopteri, Anabantiformes, Osphronemidae. Gene Ontology annotation, molecular function: phosphatidylinositol-3,4,5-trisphosphate 3-phosphatase activity; inositol-1,3,4,5-tetrakisphosphate 3-phosphatase activity; protein tyrosine phosphatase activity.
GUCGCAUACGGUCUUAUUUUACCCUUCCGCAGAAAGCGCAGAGUAGCUCGACUGUUACGCUGUUUUAAGCAAAAAACGCUUUCGUGUAUACGUAGUUAGUAACCGUAAUAUACUACCAAUUAUUGAAACGGCAUGAAUUUCCAUUGAGUUUUUUCGUUUUUUAUGAAAAAGGGGACUAUACCGCCAACGCGUCGGGAUAUUUGUUCUAAAAUCCCAGCCUGCACUAGCUUCUUUUUUUCCUUCGGUGGAGGCCAUGAUGGGAGCCUGAGAGUUCAGCUGGAGAGAGAGGAGCGAGAAAAGAUGAUUCCCCGGGACGGACCUGUCAAACCAAUCUGUGCAGAUUUUUGAAUUUUGUAUAGUUUAUAUACAUUUAGGGUGGAGCCUGUCACUUUUUUUAGAUGUGUUCUUGGCAAUCAGUCGAUGACAAUGUUGAAUCGUUAGGAGGAUUUUGUAUCGAAAGAGGAGGCAGCAUUAGCUAUUGUUGCUAGCUAGCUGCUAGCUAGCUAACAAGCUAGCUACGUCUGAGAGAUACGGGUUUCGGGAACCGGUGAGUUCUCUAUCCUCUCGCUGUCAAUCGCGGCGGGUGCGAUUGAGUCUUCGGCGUGGACCGUGUCUGGCAUCAAAAGGUUUAUCUGAGGACAACUGCAUGUAUUUGGUUCCGGAGUGUUUGCAAGACGAAUUGCAGGAUUGGAAGAGUCGGGCCUGCACGGAGGAGCAGAGCAAGGCCCGUCUUUAUGAUCCAGAGGAAGCCUUUCUAAUCCUACUGACAGCCACUGCUAGUUCUGCUGGCUAGCACGUCUCGGCGAGGAACUGCAAAAUUCACAGAGCAGACCCAGUGACUGCGACAUACACGACCAGCCAGUCAAUACUAGAAAAACCUGUUUGCAUCGUUUACUCCAUAUAGACUCCUGCCACCUGCUAUAAUGGCUGCAAUUAUAAAAGAAAUUGUCAGCCGGAACAAAAGGAGAUAUCAAGAGGAUGGCUUUGACCUGGACUUAACGUAUAUCUACCCAAACAUAAUUGCUAUGGGCUUUCCAGCUGAGCGACUUGAAGGCGUGUACAGAAACAAUAUAGAUGAUGUAGUACGGUUUUUGGAUUCAAAACAUAAAAACCAUUACAAAAUCUACAACCUCUGUGCAGAAAGAAACUACGAUGCUACCAAAUUUAACUGCAGAGUUGCACAGUACCCCUUUGAAGACCACAACCCUCCUCAGCUGGAGCUAAUUAAACCUUUCUGUGAAGACCUGGACCAGUGGCUCAGUGAGAAUGACAAUCAUGUGGCGGCCAUCCACUGUAAGGCCGGGAAGGGCCGCACCGGGGUAAUGAUCUGCGCAUAUCUCCUUCAUCGUGGCAAAUUCCAGGAGCCGCAGGAAGCGCUCGACUUUUAUGGUGAAGUCAGGACAAGGGACAAGAAGGGAGUAACGAUCCCGAGCCAGCGCCGCUAUGUCUAUUACUACAGCCACCUACUGAAGAACCAGCUGGAGUACAAGCCGGUGGCGCUCCUCUUCCACAAAAUGGUGUUCGAGACUCUCCCCAUGUUCAGCGGGGGCACCUGCAGGGACAGUACCGUUAAAAACAGGAGCGAGCCGACCCCUCAGGGCUUCAAGAAAGGGAAUUGGCAUUGGGAUCCCCAGUUUGUGGUGUACCAACUGAAAGUGAAGAUUCACACGUCGAACCCCACUCACACGCGGCGCGAGGACAAGAACAUGGUGUUUGAAUUCCCUCAGCCACUGCCAGUUUGUGGGGACAUCAAAGUGGAGUUCUUCCAUAAACAGAAUAAAAUGAUGAAGAAGGACAAAAUGUUUCACUUCUGGGUGAAUACCUUCUUCAUCCCUGGACCAGAUGAGAGUGGGGACAAAAUUGAGAAUGGGGCAGUAAACAAUGCAGAGAGCCAGCCAGGAGGACCGGGCCAGGGGCCGCCGGGGGGCCAGGGCCAACCACAGGCCACCGAGGUCGGGCACAGCAACAGGGACGUCAGGCAAAGCGACAGGGACUACAGGCAAAGCAACAGGGACUACAUGGAUGGUGCAGGGGACUACCUCAUCCUGACGCUCACCAAGAACGACUUGGACAAGGCCAACAAAGACAAAGCAAACCGCUACUUCUCGCCAAACUUCAAGGUGAAGUUGUAUUUUACGAAAACCGUGGAGGAGCCUUCAAAUUCAGAGGCCAGCACUUCAACAUCAGUCACCCCGGAUGUUAGCGACAAUGAGCCAGACCAUUACCGAUACUCUGACACCACUGACUCUGAUCCGGAAAAUGAACCUUUUGAUGAAGAGCACCACACGCAAAUCACAAAAGUGUGAACUCUUUUUAAAACAGGAAAAGAAGUUAUACAAAAGAAAAAAGGAGAAAACUUGAAAUUAAACUCAAAAGAAGAACCUUUUGUCCCUUCCCUCCCCCAGACGGCAAUAGAAUAUCAUGUCAAAUGCCAACUUUAGGGAAAAAAAAGAUAAAUAUCUUGACCAAUAUAUUGUUCUUGUUUAGUUUUUUGUUUUUCUUUUUUUUUCUUUGGCACGGCCAUAUACCAUGUGCAAGUUAUUGACACUGUUGCCCCAUGGGAAAAGGUGCUGUAGCUAAUGUAUUUAUAUAUAUAUAUGUAUACAUACGUAUAUGUAUAUACAUAUAUACAUGCAUAUAUAAACAAACUUUUUUUGUGUCAUUGACAAUGGAAAGAGUACCACAAUCAGGAGACGGGAGUUGAAGUGUGGGAGAAGUUAGAAUGAGAUACUAGGACUAUGCUGCUCCUUCUCCUGUCUAAACCAAGGCCAGUGCUGCAGUCACUUUGUUUCACUCCCUCUCUUCUCCUCCUUCAUCUUUUACUCUCUUUCCCUCCAUCCUCUCCUCCUUUACUGUGAAUGCUUCUUGUGCUCUUUGCAGGCUGUCUCACGUGACUUUUGGCCUUUGUGCAGUGCAAACUGCAUGCGGGCGGUGGGCUGGGGGUUAUGAAGAGGCUGUGAUGAUGUCUAAAGCAUUGCCAUUCCUGUUCCCACUGUGUAUACGUUUAAAUUAUGCAGAACAAGGCAUCCCAUGUAAUUGUUAAUGUUUUUUUUAUCCUAAGAUAAUAAAAAUAUAAUACACAAAA